GAGGAAAAAGACGGAUGUAAAAGAAUGAGCAGCUCCAAGCGGCAGAGUUGCCAUGGCUACGGGGAAACGGAUGAAUGAGUGACAUCACAGCGGCGGGGAGGUGAGAGAGUGUGAAAUUGAUUUGGUGGCGGUGCACGGGGAGGCGUCUCUCGUCUUCUCGUCGGGCAGACACAUUUCUCUCUCCUCCGUACCCCGGUGUCUUCUGCGGACGCGCUCUCACCGGUUGUUUCCAGCUAUGUAAUGUCUUUCGUCAGAACAUGGAGAUAGACCAGUGUCUGCUGGAGUCUCUCCCCUUUGGCCAGCGCCAGCGGCUGGUCAGGAGGAUGCGCUGUGACCAAAUAAGGGCGUACUACGAGAGGGAAAAGAGCCUUCAGCGCCAGCAAGGUGGUAUCAAGGUUCGAGUUCCGCCCGCCCACCGCAAGAAGCACCAUGUCCGCUUCGGCCUCGCCGAUGUCCUUCAGGAUGCCAUCAUUCGCCAUGACGACAAAGAAGUGCUGCGUCUCCUGAAGGAUGGAGCAGACCCCAAUACUCCCAUUUCUUCUGGGGGAUCCUUACUACACUUGUGUGCUCGUCACGACAAUGUAUUUGCGGCGGAACUUCUGAUUGAGCGAGGCCUGAAUGUCAACCUGCAGGACGAAGACCUGUGGACAGCCCUGCAUGUAGCAUGUGUGUGUGACCAUGCAGAUGUAGUGCUGCUGCUGCUACUGGCCGGGGUAAACGUUCUGCUGCAGGACGUCAACGGAAACAUUCCUCUGGACUACGCCUCCGAAGGGACUGAGACCAGCUGUAUCCUCCGAAAACACCUGGAAGAAAAUGGUGUGGAUGUGCCAUCCAUGCACACCAUGAAGACGCAGAGACCUAGCACGAUGCUGUCUGAUGUUAGACAGCUUGUAGCUACAGGGGGAAGCCUCAACCAGCCCAAUGAUGAUGGGGUCACUCUGCUCCACAUAGCAUGUGCCAGUGGUUAUAGAGAAGUGGUGUCUGUGUUGUUGGAGAGUGGGGCGGACCCUCAUCCUGCUGACAACAACUUUUGGACCCCUCUCCACCUGGCUGCUAAAUAUGGACAGACAAGCAUCGUUAGCCAGCUCCUGAGGCUCGGUGCAAACCCGACUCUGUUGAACUGCAACCAAGACAAGCCCUCAGACAUUGCUGCGUCAGAGCCUAUAGUUGAUAUGCUGCAGAAUGCAGAGGAGAGCUGGCUGCAGAGACUGGCCGACCCCUCCGCUCCUCUACCCUCCACUGACCAACGCUACGAUGGCGGUUCACACGACCUCAACACUCCUGUCAAGAACCUGAACCCCCUGGGUCUCCCUAUCUCCAAGCGGGACAGUCUGCUGGAGAAGUGUGCCAUGUUCAGAGAGGCAGGUGGAGCACUGAGCCGACAGCCAUCCCAGGACAAUGGCCUAGAUGGACCCUUUAGCUCUGGAGCCAGCAAACUGGAGCAGGUCAAGUUGAUGCCUCCAGCUCCCAAUGAUGACCUGGCAUCCCUCAGUGAGCUGACCGACAGCAGCCUGCUCUACGAGAUGCAAAAGCGCUUUGGCAACGACCAAAUCUACACUUACAUUGGACACAUCCUUCUGCUGGUCAAUCCAAACAAAGAGCUGCCUAUCUACUCCACUUUGGUGAGUCAGCUGUACCUGAGCUCCACAGGUCGUCUGUGCUCCUCUCUGCCACCACACAUCUUCUCCUCAGCAGAAAGAGCCUACCACAUGAUGCUGCAGGAGAGACGCCCGCAGUGUUUCAUCUUAAGUGGUGAAAGUGGUUCUGGGAAAACGGAGGCCUGUAAGCACAUAGUGAGACACCUGACAGCCCGCUCCAGCCCCAAAGGCUUUGCGCUGGAGCCCAGGAUGAAACACGUCAACUGUAUUCUGGAGGCCUUUGGUCAUGCAAAGACUCUAAGAAACAAGAACUCCAGCCGCUUUAUCAAGCUGUUGACCAUUCAGUACUGUGACAAGAGGAGGACACUGCUCAGAGCCCGUGUGUACACCCACAUGCUGGAGAAGUCUCGCCUGGUCCACCUGCGUCCUCACCAGCACAGCUUCAACAUCUUCUAUUUGAUGGCUGAAGGCCUAUCGCCGGAGGAGAACAUUGCACUUUACCUCAACAAUGUCCUGGCUCAUAGGUAUCUUGGUGGAGGACUUCCAGGGGAGAACCCUCCAGUAGCUACAGCCUCUACCCAGAGCAGAGAACGCCUCGCAGCAGUCAAACAGGCCCUGCGAGCCCUGGGCUUCAACAAGCAGGAGGUCGACUCAGUGUUCACGCUGCUAUCUGCUGUGCUCCAUAUUGGGGACCUACGUUUUACUGCAUUGACAGAUGCUGAUACGGCCUUCCCUUCUGACCUGCUGCUGCUGGAGAGAGUUGCUGGACUGUUGCAGGUGUGCUCCAAUGACUUAAGCACUGCCCUUACCUCUGACGUUCAGUACUUCAAAGGUGACGUGAUUACUCGGCGCCACACAGUGGAGAUGUCAGAGCAGUACAGAGACCAACUCGCAAAGGCCAUCUACGGACGCCUCUUCAGCUAUCUGGUCAACAGUAGCAACGACUACCUACACGGACCGGACGACAGCAUUGGUGAUCCUUCCUUGGAAAUUGGGAUCUUGGACAUCUUUGGGUUUGAAGAAUUUCAAAGGAAUGGCUUUGAGCAGCUGUGCGUGAACAUGACCAACGAGCGGCUGAGGCAGUACGUCUCCGAGGUGCUAUUCCAGCAGGAGCAGGCUGAGUGUCUGCAGGAGGGCAUCGCCAUGGAGACCCCACGCUUCCCCGGCAACCAACCAGCCGUUCUGGACUUCUUUCUUCAGAAGCCUCAGGGACUGCUGUCUGUCUUAGAUGAAGAGAGCCAAAGCCUGCGGCCAGCAGAGCAGACCCUGUACAAGAGGCUGUCGACCCAGCUGGAUUCGAAUCCAACUCACGGCCUCUCUCUCACAACCAAGGACGGCAACGGAAACCCCCCACCCAAAGACCAGGGCCCAGCAUUCACUGUCAGCCACUAUGCCGGACAGAUAUCAUAUGACCUCACAGGAUCGCUCACAAGAAACAAGGACUCCCUUCCUCAGAAUCUCUUGUUUACGAUGAAGUCCAGUGAGAGUGUGUUGCUACAGCAGCUCUUCCAGUCCAAGCUGACUCAGACUGGUUCUCUGCUGCCAGCAGUCCAGGGCCGUGCCGGGUUUAGGGGGCCUAAAGCUGCCCUGUUGCUCCACAGGAUGCCAUCAGCCUCCCUUGUCACUGCCAACACUGUCCCCCAACAGCCCAGGAGGUACCAUGACCUUACCAAGAUCUUGAAGAAGAAAGGCUCGAGCUCCUUCCUCCAACGCCUAGAGCGUUGUGGGCCCAUCACAGUGGCUGUCCAGCUGAGGAACUCGCUGUCGGAGGUGAUCAGUAAGCUGCAGGCUUGCACUCCACACUUUGUGGAGUGUGUGCGCCCCAACGCCAGUGGUCAGCCAGACAGUUUUGACAGCUUCCAUGUGUCUACCCAGCUGCAGUACAUCGGGGUGCUUGAGAUGGUGCGCAUGAUCCGUUAUGGAUACCCUGUUCGUCUGUCCUUCCCAGGCUUCCUCAGCAGAUAUAAAGACCUUGUGAUCCCAACUCUGGGAGACAAGAAGAAAUUGUCACCAGAGGAGAAAUGUCGCUCAGUUCUGCAACAGUCCAAACUCCAAGGAUGGCAGAUGGGCAGCAGUAAAGUGUUUCUGAGAUACUGGCAGGCAGACCAGCUCAACGACCGCUGCUACCAGCUUCAUAAAAAGAUCAUCACCUGUCAGAAAGUGGUGCGUGGCUGGCUGGUCAGACAGCGCGUUCAUCGCAGGCUGUCGUUACAGCAGAAAGAGGAGUGCAACGUGCAGCGUUUCCUGCAGGGGGCAGAAGACAUGGGGCUGCGAACCUACGACCAGUUGGUCAUCCAAAAUGCGUCCGACAUUGCAAGAGAGAGCGACCGCCUGCGCUGCCAUGGCAACAGCCUUCUCAACACCCUUGGCAACAGCCCGCCACUUGGUGAGAGGCCUGAGCCAGUGGGCAAGGAGGAGGAUCAGCCUGUCAGGAGGGUUCUGGAGAAAAGUGGGAAAGCCUAUGAGGGCCCUGUCAACGGUGGCAAUCGAGUUAUUCGCCACUUUCGGUCCAGCUCAGUACCCAUCCCACUUGCCAUGGAGAACAUGGUCCUUUCUUCUGCCAGUCAAUCCAUCAAACCAGCCCUGCAGCCGGUAGCUCAUACCAACGAGGAUGGGGCAGGCGGGGUUGGUCUUUCCAGUCCUCGGAAGCAACCUCCUCCCAAACCAAAGAGGGACCCCAACACUCGUCUGAGUGCAUCUUAUGAAGCAGUUAGUGCAGGGCUGAUGAUGGCGGCCAAAGAGAGCCCCACUCCAGAGGGGUAUGGCUCGCCAGCUGGAAGCCCUCCUAAAUCCCAGCUGUCGCCCACAGACCCUGCAGCCUUGUCCAAGCCCCGUCCCCACAGUGAUGACUACACAACCAUGAGGAAGGUGCCACCCCCCAAACCUAAGCGCAGUCCCAACACUAAGCUGACAGGCUCAUAUGAGGAGAUCAAUGCCGUCGCACCCCACAUCCACCAGCUGCGCCCUGCUGAUGUGAAGCUGGCGUUGCUGUCCCGUGCUGGGGGAUUUGGUGGGUUUGGUGGGUUUGGUGGUUUGAUGCAGAAAGCAGCUUCUAUAGAUGCGCCACACGGGGUAGGACUGAGUCUGUACCAGGGCCAAGACGAGGAGGACGUGUACAUAGAGAUGUUGGGUUCCCAGCCACGUGCUCGGAGCCUCCAGGAGCCCCCUGAUAGCCCGGAGCUGGCUGACUCAGAAGCCGUCUAUGAGGAGAUGAAGUAUUUCCCUCAUGAAGAUGGUGGAACUUCUGCUGCUGUAGUUACCAAGGCAGCCAAACUGGAGGCUCUAGGCUUGGGCCUAGUGGGUUUAGGGACAUCUCCUCCUCAGAGCGGGGACACCAAACGGAUGGCAGCAGGGGUGACCGCUGUCAUGGACAUUACUCACUCACAGAACACGUUCAACAGCGGAACUCCCAAAACUCCGCAUGGCAAAGAUGGCAGCUGUGACAUCCCUGCUCCCUUCCCUAACUUGCUUCCCCACCGUCCACCUCUCCUGGUGUUUCCCCCCUCCCCUGUUACCUGCUCUCCUGCGUCAGAUGAGUCACCCCUCACUCCACUAGAGGUAAAGAAGCUGCCUGUGUUUGAGACAAACCUGAACUAUGCUACUGGCCCAGAUAGCCCCCUGUCCCCACAGUAUGCCCGCCAGCGGGCUGACUCCUCCCCUAGCCUCACUGUUCUCAUGCCAGAGAAGAAGUCCACACCUCCACUCACCCCUCCACCUCCACCUCCUCCCCCUAAUGCCCUACCUCCCCCCUACAGACCUCCUUCACACUUUCCCUUCCCACCUGAGGCAAACUUCUUGACUCUGACGCGAGCAGCAUCUGUCACAGGGAGCUCGGACUCCCCCAAAACCUCAUCCUCUCAAAGAGCAAGUGGGGAACCACUGGGGAAGCCACCUCCCUACUCCCCAGUGAAGGUGUCUCGUCCUGAGCCACGGAGAGCCCACUCGUGCUCCUCCUCUCCCCUGCUGUUCAACCCAGCCAAUGGCAGACCCCUGACUAGCCCCCUGGAUGAGCUCAACACCCUGUUCAGCUCUGGACGCAGCCUGUUGAGGAAGUCCACAUCUGGCCGCAAGAUGAGAGACGGAGGAUUCAAUUCUAAUAUCAAUCUGCCAGGGAGGGAAGAAUGUGGCUCUGCCCCCACUUCACCUUCUCUACAGCUUCAGGACAAGAACGCCAACAACCACUCUCCUCACUCCCCAAGCCCUGCCCCCGUAGAGAACGGCAAUCAGAUCUCCAACGGGUCGCUGGAGGAUGAGAGUCACAGCAAGUCAAACUCCUCCAGCUCCACUUCUCUGCACAGACAUAUGGACAGCCAUCAUACUCAGGUGUUCCAGCGGUUACGUCUGUCUAACGGGGACGAGAGUGCCGCCCUUGGGGAGCUUUUGCGAUGGAGGCGAGCGCAGUGUGAGGGGCGGGGUGACUGGAAGCACCGUCCGCCUCAGUCCCCACCCCUGCCCCCCACGCUGCUCUGGACAAACAGGAAGGCCUCUCCAUGACAGAGGUUGUGUUCCCUCUCUUUCUCUUCAGCCACACUCACAUAUGCUCUUUUUUUUUUUUUUAUGGACCAAGUAACCUCAGAGCCCAGGGACUAGGUUAAAGCUCCAAGCCCCAAAGCAUGAGCCUCGUCCCUGGGCUGAAGGUCCUGCCGCUGCGCCUUUGACCUCGACUGUGGAGGAUUCCCCAAAUUAUAUGAAAGGAGCUCAGCACUCUGUGACACUGACUGCUGCCUGUGAAAAAUGAGUGAAACAGAUAGACACAGUAGAGGUUCAUGGGGAGCAGCGUUUUUGUUUUUUAUGAUCAAUGAUUUUAUUAAAUAUAAGAGACAGACAGAAAAAUAAAGAUGACAUUAUUAUUUAUUUUUCAGUUCUUCUGAGACAAAGGUAUUAGGUCUAUCAAUGGGAGGCUGAAUAAAAGAGCAGACUAGCAGUGUUUUCAUAGUAGUCAGAUAUGAAAUGGUCCCUUUAGUCCGUCUGAAUCCGAGCCUAUCAUGUUGUUCUGAGCUCCACCCCAAAACAUGGUGCUGAUUAUACUUGACGUGAUGUCCUGUGACGUUCCCAUGAGUGUGUGUGCACCCCCAGAGUCUCAGAUCUCUCUGAAGUUUACAAGUCAACCAACGCCUUCGGACCCCUCCAGUUUUUUGCAUCAGUGUACUGACCUAGACAUGGGACCUUUUCAGGUACACAGCUCUCAUUUAGCGUCUCACGUUUGGGCUCUAAGUGCUACUGCAGCCCUGGCAACAAGCGACCAGGGGUCAGGGUAACCUCAGUAUAAUAUCCCAAGGUGCACUUCUCUUCCCCAUUGUUACCACCAGCCUUUGAGGAACAGAAACCUCUGGCCAAAAUGCAAACUACUGCACUAACCUUUACUAGUAAAAAAGAGGAUCCAACAAAAAACAACCUGCUUUGGUUUAAGAUAUAAAGGUAAAGCUAAAAUAACAGCUUUAGCUGACAGGUAUAUAGUUCAUGUUGUGAACAUGAAACUCUGUGCCAAAGUGACACAACUUGUGAAAGAUAUGUCUAAACAGUUAUUAUUAUCAGUUAUACAAAAUGAUGUAUACAGUAGUCCCCAUAUACUCAUAUGUACAGACUGACAUAAAUGACCAAAUCAAAACUGUUACUGCGGUUCAGUGAGUGAUAUAAUGGACCGUUUCUAAACAGAUCAAAAGAAGAGGAAAAAAACAACAGUCUACACUUGAAAAGUAGCGACUUAACUCUCAUUGUGUCUCAUUGUGUCUCGUCAACAUCUGAACAGUUUCAUGUGUUCAGUGUUGUUCAGGAAACUGUGCAGAGCUCAGGAACUCACGCACAGAUGAACUCUAUUCUUGUACAGAUUCUUCCACCGGGGGGUUGUGUCCUCCCUUCAUCUCUUUCCCCCCCACUUGACCCAAACAAGCAGACCCAUGUCUGCCUCUUGGUCUUUGACCCUGCCCCCACCUUCCUAAUGGAUCAAACCGGCUCUACGGGUGUCUCCAUGGUAACCGCUCUGUAAAUACUGACCAGUGUUGUAUGUUCUGGCUUUUACUAUAGCAGAAAAGCACAGAGAUCGAAUUGAAAGACGAAGAAGAGAUGAGAUAAUACUGUCUAUGAUGGUGAAACUGAGAUUUAAGAAUGUCUUGGGUUAGAUGCAAUGAGGUAAAGAGAAGAGGUUUAUUUUAAAAUGUGAAUAUCUUUUUUUCAGAAUGAUUGUCUAUGGCUAUGAAAUUCUUUAUACUCUAUUUAACAUUUGUUUUUUUCCCUCUUGACCCCUGUUGUUCUGUUCCUAUGAUGCAAGGCAGAUGUUUUCAUUGUAUAUGGAUGUUUUAUUGCACAAUAUUUAUGUGGUGUCGUGUUGACUUCUGUAAUGGGCUGGGUGUGUCUCCACAAGCUGUUUGAUCUUUGAAGAUCAGUCUGAAUUGUUAGAGCCGCAAGGUAUCAAUAGCUCUAAUUGAUUUCUCAUUCCCACUGAUCAUCCACAAUGUGUCUGAUUGAUUCGGGCUUACGAAUUAGCAGCACCAUCACAGGAUCGAUCUCAGCUGCUGUCGGUGCAUGAAGGUGCACAAAUAUUCAAGAGAAAUUAGAGGCCACUGAUAUUCACAACAGAGAUGGCAAAUCAGCUGAGCUGCAUUUUUUGACUGACUGGCUGAAUGUAUAAAUACAUAUUUUUCUUUCACUGCCUGUGCACAUCAAUGAAACCCUGUGUAUCUUAUUACUGGAAAAUGCAUCUGUAUCUAAACAGUGUACCUGACUGCUUAAUGUGAUUGUUGUCUUCAGAAGUUAUGUAUGCAGUCCAUUUUUUUAAAGCAAGUUAAUAACAAUGCAGCAUUUCUUAAUAGGUAUAGAUUUCCUCCAUGAUUCACACCUGCUGGGAUUGAGGUUGCAUGAGUAGUUACUGCAUUGCAGAACCAUGUCGAACAUUUUCAUCAUAGUAUGAUUCAGCUCAUUCACACAAGGAUUUAAACUUAUCUGUGAUCAAACAAAAUAGAAAGGAACCAAGAUCAAGCUAAUCAAACCUUGCCAAUGCCAAUGAAAGAUAAUUUAUAGCCUCUGUAUUGGUCCUUCGUAAUUUUUAUAGUUUUGUGUAUUACCGUGUUUACUGAAAUCAUGAAAUGAGGAGAUUGAUUGUUUGUUUUUUUUGUCUUUUAAAGCAUAUGUGCUUUUUUACCUUGCAUGACCACAGGUGGGCCCGGCCUGCUAUAACAUGCUCAUGCUGAAAAGAUUAAAAUGUCUGUCUGAUGUGAAGAACUGCUUCCCACGGCACUGUGAAUCACCGCACUGUCCCCUGUCUCUCACCUAAACACUCGUCAUACAUUUACAUCCACCUUUAACAAGGCCGUCCCACGCACAUAUCAACUCCAUCAUAUACAAUCCCUGAUGACCUCGCUCAGUCUGUCGUAAGCGUUACCAAGCUCUGGCAGCCAGAUUACUGCCAGUCAUAGUUGUUAGUCAGGAAUCUAAAAAUCCUCUGCUCUGAGAUCAGCUCUCUGGUGCUACAGCCAGUACAGAAUGGCCAUUUUAUUGUCCCCAGUCCAUGUAUAGUUGUCCAGAGAGACACAAUACCUUAGCACCUAAACAGGGGUAUCUCACUGCCUUUCAUAAUGUUGUUUUUUAUUGUAGUCUUUCUUUUGUACAUGACAUACAGUAUAUUUUAACCUGCAUACAUAUGUGUUUGUGGAAAGAAAAAAGAUUGUAUGUGAUAUUUCAUAAUUAUUAUCUUCCCAAUGUUUUAUAAGUACUGUACAUGUACAGCAAUAAAGCACAAUUGUGUCAA
Morone saxatilis (striped sea-bass) is the source of this 9342-nucleotide messenger RNA. It is a transcript of the gene myo16, whose product is annotated as myosin XVI. Gene Ontology annotation, biological process: negative regulation of G1/S transition of mitotic cell cycle; phosphatidylinositol 3-kinase/protein kinase B signal transduction; neuron projection morphogenesis. NCBI's taxonomy places the organism in Eukaryota, Metazoa, Chordata, Actinopteri, Moronidae. Bases 258 to 6092 code for a protein of 1944 amino acids. The transcript is spliced from 35 exons. The record is from RefSeq and is a predicted model, not a curated record. Gene Ontology annotation, molecular function: protein phosphatase binding; cytoskeletal motor activity; actin filament binding. Gene Ontology annotation, cellular component: nucleoplasm; myosin complex; perinuclear region of cytoplasm.